Phytophthora sojae is the source of this 999-nucleotide messenger RNA. RefSeq lists its product as hypothetical. The transcript has a single exon. The record is from RefSeq and is a predicted model, not a curated record. Gene Ontology annotation, molecular function: zinc ion binding; nucleic acid binding. Bases 1 to 999 code for a protein of 332 amino acids. Lineage: Eukaryota; Oomycota; Peronosporomycetes; Peronosporales; Peronosporaceae.
AUGCAUGGUCUUGCUGGGUGCCUGAAGGAUAACGUGAAGCUGAAGUGUAAAGUGAUUGUGGAGAAUCUAAGACCGGCUACACUGAAGGAGCAAGUGAGGCGUGCACUCGAGUGUGGUCCCAGCUUGAAGUCUGAUCUUCACCGUCUUUUUGAUCUCGUCAACCAGGAAGCUAUUCGGAACCAGCAGGCCUACGACAUGUACCAGCACAUGGGGAAACGUGACAACGGUGGUCGUGAUAGCAAAAACAACAAGAAGCAGCUCGAUAGUGCAAGGGUGCAAGUCCGCAAGGACGAUCGACGACCAAGUGUGAAGCCAUUACACAAGAAGAGGGAUGGUCUGCCACCCGGGGGCUGUUUGUACUGCAAGCGCAACGACCACUGGCUCGAGGACUGUCCGAGCGCCACUGAGGCGAACAAGAAGGACGCAAUGAAGAUGUUCUUGGAGAACAAGAGACGCGGGAAGGAGGCGUCGACGGUAAAGCGCCUGGUUACGAAUGACUCGCUUGGAGAGAGUGAAGUGAUCUUCAAUGACCUAGUGGGCAUGCCCUAUUGCCUCGACAACGGUACCACGUACAACGUCAUCCCUCGCAGUAUUGUGGAUGAGUUGCAGCUUCUUGACCCGAGCGUGACACUCAAAGCCCUGGAGCCUCCUGUUCGAGGCAGGGCAGUUGGUGGUGCGUACAUUACGUGCACUCAGUCCGUGGAUUUGGAUAUUGGUCUGCAAACAGUGGCUGGUAGAGUGAAUAUCCGCGGCCUGACGUGUGUGAUCACCGAGACUAAUGAGGAUGAGUUCUUGCUCGGGAAGCGGACCCUAAGAUCGCUCGGAAGCGAUGUUGACGAGCUUCUUGCAGGUCUCGUGACCCAAGGUUCCUCUGAUGUGGACCCGUUUGAUGACGAACGGAACUACAAGGCGAUCGCUCGACCCGAUACGGAUGCGAUCAAGGCUCGGCUGCACGAAAUGAUAGCUGAGGCUGUUGACAACGGAUUCCCUGCUGAUUGA